CCAUGUGACACAACAGCUCGGUGUUCAUGGUGCCACGUUUCAGAAACAUUCAGUUGUUCUUAAAUGAAUUGUUUUCUCUGAUUAAUUUUUUUCGACAGUCGUUGAUCUCCUUGGAGUAGUAACACGAAAGUUUUUUAUUUGAUUUAUCAGAAAUGCACCAAAGGCGGGUGCUUGUAUGUGGCGUUCUGAUUACAUUGGCAGUUCUUUGCGUGGCUCCGCCGGUCGUCAGGAAAGAUACAAAGAAACCAGACACUCCAGCGGAGGGGAAAGGCGAUCCAGAGUAUGCCAGAUAUUUAAAACAAGUUAUUGAAAUUUUAGAAAAUGAUGAUGACUACGUUAAAAGAUUACUGAACGCUUCUGAGGAUGAACUAAGAACUGGUCAGGUUGCAGAUGAUUUAGACCUUGUGAAACAUGAUGUAAGGACCAAGUUAGAUGAAUUAAAACGACAGGAAGUAGAGAGACAGCGAAUGCUACGACGACAAAUGAACGAUCACUUAAACGGUCUGAAGGAAAGAGAGUCUUGGAACCCUUUGUUCGACGACGAAAAUCCCAAUUUCUUUGGCCCUGAAGACUUUAAAAAGCUCUUAUGGAAGCACCAUGAAGAGAUGGAUAAGCAAGAUAAACAGCGCAGAGAUGAAUUUAAAAAGCAUGAAAUGGAGAAGGAACACAAAAGGAAGGAACAUUUAAAGGAGCUGGAUGAGAAGGCACGCAAAGAAGAAGAAGAAAGAUAUGAGGCAUUGAGGGAGAAACAUCUUAAUGCAUCCAAGAAUCUCCAUCAUCCAGGAAGUAAAGCUCAACUAGAGCAAGUUUGGGAGGAAACUGAUGGUCUUGAUGCAAAGGACUUUGAACCAAGAACAUUUUUCAAGCUUCAUGAUACAAAUGGUGAUAACUACCUGGACACAGGAGAGUUGGAGGCUCUUUUUGUCAAAGAAGUAGACAAACUCUUUGAUGAGAAGGAUGAAGACUAUGAUCCUCAAGAAAGAGAUGAAGAGAUUUCAAGAAUGAGGGAACAUGUCAUGAGUGAGAUUGACAAAGAUAAAGAUGGUUUUGUUUCAAUUGAUGAAUUUCUGACAGCAAGUAAAGGUGAUGAAUUUGACAAAGAUGAAGGGUGGAAAAGUGUUGAAGAGGAGCGGCCAUAUACUGAUGAGGAAUUAGCAGAGUUUGAGAAACAACUGCAAGAGGAGGAGAAAGCAAAGAUGGCUACUCAUGAUCAAGGAGCUGUAGGAGGCAACACAGCUGGUGACCUUGCAAAGCAAAUAGUAGGAGCAGUAGGAGCAGCAGUAGAAGAACACAAGGAAGGGGAACAACAACAACAACAUGAUGAGUCACAGCAACAGCAUACAUCCUAAGGAACAGUGGAGCUGUUUACAGGAAAAAAAUACUACACCUUCAUGGCUUGAAAGAUGAACACUGUCCUCAUUUAUUUAAACUUGUUACCCAUGUUUGUUCAGUCACAUCAAGAAUACUGAGAGUUCUUGUACCAUUUGAACAUUCUUUCUAUGAGUAAUACAUGUAUUUGUUCCAAUAUUA
This is a messenger RNA of Pocillopora damicornis (cauliflower coral), 1530 nucleotides long. RefSeq names its product nucleobindin-2. The record is from RefSeq and is a predicted model, not a curated record. Lineage: Eukaryota; Metazoa; Cnidaria; Anthozoa; Scleractinia; Pocilloporidae. Gene Ontology annotation, cellular component: endoplasmic reticulum-Golgi intermediate compartment; extracellular exosome. Gene Ontology annotation, molecular function: calcium ion binding.